Molecule: messenger RNA, 1566 nt
Organism: Kogia breviceps (pygmy sperm whale)
Lineage: Eukaryota; Metazoa; Chordata; Mammalia; Artiodactyla; Physeteridae
Source: RefSeq, a predicted model, not a curated record
GCGGGGGCCGGGGCUGCGGUUGCUGGCGCCGCCGUUGUCGCGGUGCUCUCGGCCACGCUCGUGCUCUACGGGCCGCCGCUGGACGCAGACUUUAAAAAGCACCUGUAUUUAUUGUUCUGGGGCAUUUGGAGGAGAGACCAUUCUCCGAUAUCCUCGCAUUGACCAGUCACGUUAUGCUAGGUGUGUUCAAGUUUGACACAGAUGCAUGGCAAGCACCUCGUUUUAAAUCGAGCAUUUCCGCUGCGUACAGCACACUCAGUAACGGACAUGGAGGCUGCUUUGCAGCUGGUGAGGAAUGUGGUGCCUCCUCUGGCCGCCUGCAAGCACAAAGGGCAAGCUGGGAGGAUAGGCGUGGUGGGAGGCUGCCCAGAGUACACUGGAGCCCCCUAUUUUGCAGCAAUCUCAGCUCUCAAAGUGGGCGCGGACUUGUCCCACGUGUUCUCCACCCAGGAUGCCGCAGCUGUGAUCAAGUCGUACAGCCCGGAGCUGAUCGUUCACCCGGUUCUUGACAGCCCCACUGCCGUCCAAGAUGUGGAAAAGUGGCUGCCCCGACUGCACGCCCUGGUCGUAGGGCCUGGCUUAGGCAGAGACGACGGUCUUCUCGAAAACGUCAAGGGCAUUUUAGAAGCGUCCAAGGCCAGGGGCACGCCCAUCGUCAUCGAUGCGGACGGGCUGUGGCUGGUCGCUCGGCAGCCGGCCCUCAUCCAAGGCUACCAGAAGGCGGUUCUCACCCCCAACCACGUGGAGUUCGGCAGACUCGCCGAGGCCGUGCUGGGAGACCCCCUGGAUGGCGGGGACCGUUGCAGAGCUGUGCUGAGACUCAGCCGGGCCCUGGGCAACGUCACCGUGGUCCAGAAAGGGGAGCAGGACGUGAUCUCUGAUGGCGAGCAGGUGCUCACGUGCAGCCAGGAGGGCAGCGGCCGCAGGUGCGGCGGUCAGGGGGACCUCCUGUCGGGCUCGCUGGGCGUCCUGGCACACUGGGCCCUCCUGGCCGGCCCCGAGAAGACCAGCGGGUCCAGCCCGCUCCUCGUGGCUGCCCUUGGUGCCUGCGCGCUCACCAGGCAGUGCGCCCGCCAAGCCUUCCAGAAGCACGGCCGCGCCACCACCACCACGGACAUGAUCAGGGAGCUCGGGCCCGCGUUCAGCAGACUCUUCGAGACCUCGGCCGGUGCGGACGGAGGGGUGGCCCCGACAGGGGAGCCGUGUUUGUGACGGGACCAGCCUCCGGUCCAUCCGAGUCCGCUGCGAGGUCCGUGAGCGCGCCGUGCAGGUUGACGUAGAGUGUCCGAGCUUGGAGCGUAGCACUUUUCUGGCUCAACUGCUGUGUGCUCGGAGAUGUUACGAUAGGAAACAAAGUAUUCCUGAACUUUUCUGAGCUUCUGGGCAAUAUCAGAAAAGAAUGAAGAGAAUCACGUGACGGCGAGACCGUCUGUCACCAGCUCAGCUGAGGUCGUGGGCUUCUGCUGUGAUUCUUCUGUGUGCGAGCAGUUCCCCUCCUCGGGUAGUCCCCUGGGGGGGGGUCCCAUUGCUCGUUUUCAAAUGUCUGCGAAUGAUGUUUUGUUUUGG